AUGGCAAUGUGGCCACCACAACGCACUAGAAAUGUUACUAGUUGUCAUGACAACGCCGAGUUGUUUGGUUCGAAUUUUGUUUCUACGAUGCCGCUUUUUGGGAGUAAGUUUGCCCCAAAGCAGCCCCCUUUACGCAAAUUUGCCAAUAAUGUGAGUGAGGAUUUGGAUGAGUUGGUUUCGGGGCAAAGAAGCGUGCAAGUGCGGCUGGGGUCACAAGAGCUGGUUUUUGAGAAUGGCGACUGGAUCCCCGAAAGUGGCGAAAGCGGGACUGCUCAUAAGUCGAACCAGAGGUUACGGAAGAAAAUUCAAGAGUUGCAAGAGGAGAAUAAUAUGCUUAGGCUGAAGUACGCAUUAAUGCUCAAUAUGUUGACGCAGACCACGGCCGAAGGGCAUUUGCUGGAAAAGGAGUUGGAAAAGUGGAGAAAUAGGAAGUGAAAAUUUUUCGCCGGCCAUUUGCAGUCCAAGAUAACUCAAUUGGGGCACUUGUUUUUUGUGUGGCCCUCUUGCCCGCACUUGCUACAUUUUCGUUUCGCCCGGUAAGGUGGCGCGCCUCGGCUAGUUUUUGUUUUGGGGGCUCGUCGCUGGGGGCCACCCCCGGGUCCGUCAUCGCCAGGGCCGCCGCCGCCGUCGCCCCCAUCGUUGUCCUAGUCACAGUAAUAAUAAAAAAUAAACUAAAAAUAAAUAGUA
Tribolium castaneum (red flour beetle) is the source of this 687-nucleotide messenger RNA. Its product is annotated as protein chibby homolog 1. The record is from RefSeq and is a predicted model, not a curated record. Bases 1 to 435 code for a protein of 144 amino acids. Lineage: Eukaryota; Metazoa; Arthropoda; Insecta; Coleoptera; Tenebrionidae. The transcript has 4 exons.